Messenger RNA from Fusarium fujikuroi IMI 58289, 657 nucleotides. RefSeq lists its product as uncharacterized. The transcript has a single exon. Bases 1 to 657 code for a protein of 218 amino acids. NCBI's taxonomy places the organism in Eukaryota, Fungi, Ascomycota, Sordariomycetes, Hypocreales, Nectriaceae. The record is from RefSeq and is a predicted model, not a curated record.
AUGGACAGCCCCGAGGAUUCCAAAAUAUUAGCAGACCGCCUUGCCAAAGAGCGACACCAGAUGCCGCAAGUACCCAUGGCCUAUAAGAAAGGACGGCAGUGGCAUAGCAGAACGCGCCCUGAGCCUGCAUAUCUGGCGCAUCGUCCUCGCCGUCUUCCUCACCAGCAUGGAGCAGUUGGAGAUGGUCUUCCUCUUCCCCAGAAGUCAGUGUCAGCUGCAGGUUCCGCCCGCCAGGACCCGGGAAGAGAUUGGACUCCCUACAAGCUCAAAGCGUCACCGCAUUUAGCAGACUUCUUUUCUUCCGAUGAUGGUCAUGUGGCCACAACAUUAGCGGAACUAGUAGCCUCAUCUGAUCCUGAAGAAGAGCCUAUGUCCGAAAUAUCAGCACCGGUGAUAACCCCAUCUACUUCUGACGGAGAUCAUGAUCCUGACUCCAAAGGUCCAACUAAAGUCAGUCAAGAAACGGAAUUUCUGUACAUCAGAGAUUGGAAAUCCGCACUUUCUUACAAGCAUGGUCCCCUCACCGACAUUAAAUUAUGUCGCUGUUUCUUGCACGACUGCAUCUCUUCCACCAAACAAGCCCAUGAGAUGGCGCGACAGGAUAGAGGAAAGGAACACAAAUCAAGGGCUAUGAGCAAUACUUCCAUCGUGGGCUAG